AUGGCAUUUACUGCAAGCAAGGUUCCAGGUGGCUCUGUGGUGACUAAUAGAGUUGGUAAAAGUAGGCCACAGGGUAAAAUCUAUCCUACAAGUCAAGGGUUUGUGCAUCCACAACUGAGAAAUGCACAGCCUUUGAUGGCAAAAUUAAGCUUUCCAAAUGAAAGUUUGGGAACCAUAUAUGGAAAAACAGAUGGUUUCACUGUCCCACGGGGAUCUUCCAUGAUAUGCUUGUCAACGGGAACUCAAAAUUCUGAAGCAACAGAAUCUGUUAAACCUUAUGCAGAUUGCUCUGAUGUAUCUGGUGCUCAGAUUGGGGAGGAGGAAGUUGGUCAUUCAGCCAUCCCUGGAAGAACCAUACACUCAAGUCUAGGCUUGGCAGAAGCUUGUAGAUUUGUAUGCAAUGACGCAAAGUUUGUGAAUGAAAGGGCCCGUAAUGACAUUAUUCUGCUUUCUCGUGGCAUAAUGAGGUUGGAUGCCCGUGUACGUCAGGAUGUUGCUAUUCUUGGGUCAGGAUUUCUUAAACUUGAUGCUAGGGCACGGGAAGAUACUGAAAAAAUUGACCGAGAUGUGAAGAAAAAGGCUGAACGUCUUCAUCAUAUUGCCACUAUCUUAAAAGACAAGGCACAAUCUAGAUUGAAAAGUGCUGCUGAUAAACAUUGGAGUGAUGGCGCCUUGGAGGCUGAUCUGCGCCGUGCUGACUUCCGUGCUAAGCAGCGUGCAAUGGAGGAUGCCCUAAUGGCUUUGGAGUUUAUGAAAAAUAUUCAUGACAUGAUGGUGAGCAAGGUGUACAAGUUUCCAGCACAGUGGGAAAAAGGUUCACUAUCAGCUGAUGACAUAAUGCUUGAGAAAAAUGGGAAGACCCUUGAUUUCUUUAAUGGUGAAGUGUCUACUGACCGCAUUAAUGCUAUUCAGGAAGCUUACUGGAGUAUAGCAUCUGCACUCUCUGAAGCUGAUGGAAUUGACUACACGGAUCCUGAAGAGCUGGAGUUGUUAAUCACAACUCUUAUAGAUCUUGAUGCAAUGGAUGGUAAAAGCAGUGUUUCAUUGCUGGCAGAGUGUUCGAGUUCUCCGGAUGUCCGUACGAGACAAGCAUUGGCUAAUGCACUGGCAGCAGCUCCAUCCAUGUGGACCCUCGGAAACGCAGGCAUGGGAGCAUUGCAGAGACUAGCAGAAGACAGCAACCCAGCUGUAGCUGUCGCAGCAUCCAAAGCAAUCUAUGAACUAAAGAAACAAUGGGAAAUUGCAGAAGGUGAUAACUGGAGGUUCAUGAUGAAUCUGAAGCCAGUAGAGGAAAUAGAUGGUGAAGGUGACAAAGAUGAUGCAGAUAAAAACUAAGACGUAAUUUAAGAAUUAUACUGUAGAUAUCUACACAUAGGUUUAAAUAGAUGUAGGAUAAUUCUACUAUCACAAGAAGUGAUAAGUUCAUCUAUCCAUUAAGAUCUCAGUGCUUCCUCUUAACAUCUUUCCAAUUGCUUGUUUCAUAAGAUAAAGUAUAUGCACAUCUUGCACUGCUUGAAUCCGAAUUCUCCACCCAAAACCCUCAAUUCUCUCAGCUGCAUAAUUUAUACUCAGCUGGCUCAACAUAAUAGAAUUAUUUAGCUGUGAUUUCAUCCCUUGUGGUGUGAAGCUUAUGUAAGAUCAGCCAGCUCGUUUCUUAAUUAAUGAAGUCUUAAUUAAUGAA
Theobroma umbraticum is the source of this 1681-nucleotide messenger RNA. NCBI's taxonomy places the organism in Eukaryota, Viridiplantae, Streptophyta, Magnoliopsida, Malvales, Malvaceae. The record is from RefSeq and is a predicted model, not a curated record.